AUUCUCCUACUUUUUCCUCUUAAUAGGAAAUGCCACUUAUUUUGCGAGCGUCGCUCGCCUCUGUCGUUUGCCCGUCUGCGCCCUUUCUCGCUCCUCGUCUUCUUCGCAGACCGGCGCAUCUUGCUGCCGCUCAUCCUUUCGGCAUCACCAGCUGGACAUGUCUCCAGCGAUCAGCCCUCACUACAAAGCGUGACAACAGGCCGCGCAGGGAUCCAAAGAAGAGUCGGGACUCAAAGAAAGGUGGCAAGCCGCCUAACGAGACUCCAUGGAGUGAAAAGCGAAGACUCGAGGACGAACAGUUCAGAGCACAGCUUGCUGCAAUAGAUGAGUUCAUGCAUGCUUGCAGCAUUCGAGAUGCCCGCACAGCCAUGUAUAUGUACCCGGAGGUUCUCGACAUCCCACUGUUGAGCCGCGAACACACCCGUCGCUUAGCGCAAGCACUGCACGCAUUCGUCCGGAUCGAGACCAAAGCGUUAGAGGAAAGGGUCCGCAAGGUCCGUCUCCUACUUCCUUUUCUCGAACGCUUCACGGCGGACAUACGAGCGGGAAAAUGGCCUCCUCAUCCCGCUGCCUUCGUACACAUUCUCGGACUAUACAAGGAGGGAAAGUGCUAUGAAGAAGGCCGUAAAUUCUGGCUGUGGCUAGUAGAACAAGAUGACACAUAUGUGGACCAGGCCGUCUAUGGUGCCGCUAUUGAGCUCCUAGCCUACCGCGGCAAGGACAGCCUGCAUACGCUGGAAGAACUAUAUCACGAUGCUCUGAAGCGCUUUCCUGGAACUUUCGCUGAAUACCAUCUCUCGCCAGAAGCCGUCGUGCCAGAUCGUGCACAACCAACCAACAUCCCAGGCAUACCCAUGGCCUUGCUACAAGGCAUUCUGACAGUCCGCAUUCUAAAUCGGGAUUGGAAGAACGCCUACCUAGCACUAGACACAGCACUUAGACUAUAUCCGACGGCCGUACCCCAACGUUUCUUCGAAGUCUUCAUGAACGAACGACCCAUGUCCGAAGCUUACACCAUCUUUCUGUUGGCAUGCCGUGCCGGCAUCGUCUUCAAGCCCAGCCACCUCACCAGCCUCAUCUCUACCAAGCUGCGACCAGCCAUGCGCAAAGUCGCGACUCUUCACGAACGAGCGCUCCUAGUCCGUGGCUCUGCCAACGCAAUCUACGCCUACCUAGAAGCAGGAGGCACUCUCGAAGCUUUCCACGUCUCCACUUUCCUCAGCACCUUCCAUCACCUCCUACCCUUACAGCUGGGUGAAACCUACAGCCCCAAAGAGGAGAGAAUCAGGAACUUAAUAGUCGGGACUGCGCAUAAAAUAAUCACCAUGCUCAUCCAAUCUGGUCUGCCGCCCAGCCCUCAAGUAUUCAGCGCUUUGAUCAACCUAGCAGCUGAAUUUCGAGUCCGGGAAUUACUCGACCUCGCGUUAACCGAUAUGACGACGUCCGGUGCAGAUAUCAGGGAAGUGGAAAGGAGAGUCAUCAUCAAAGCUGCGGGACUUUUCAAAGACAAAGAAUUGUUGGAGAAGUACUGGGCCCAGGUGUCUGCACGUGCGGAAUCGGAAGGCAACCUGAUCAGUCGGCUAGAUUGGAUAGCAUUCGCGAAGGCAUGUAGACAGGCGGGCUGCCCCGAUCUUUUCCACAAAGAGCUUGACGGACUCCGACAUGCUAUUGAUAGUGGGACCGAGGAGAAUGCACUGAAGAUUUUGAAUAGGAAAGAACUCCCUCCAAAAGCGCAGCGGGACGGACCUGGAGACGAGAACAAGUUUGCGAGGGAAUUUGAAGAGGUGGAGAGGAUAAUGAAGAACGUAGCUGCAGUGACUAUGGCGGGCAGCCCUCUCGAUCUCAAGAAAACGCCCUUUGAUAUGUUUUUGGAUGUACACAGGGAGCCUAUUGCUACAGAGGAGGACCUGCGGUCUGUAUAUGAUGAGUUGACCACGGACCCACAUCAGCCGGAACUUCCCAACCGGACCGCCAAUGUUUCCGUCAGCCCUACCGGGAUCCCACUAGAGGAAUUGAGGUUUCAGAACUGGGUCACCAUUGUAGAGUUGAUGGCUGAUGCGGAGGCGGAGGAGCGGUCGUUUCAAAAACAGGUGGAUGAGGCGAUGAGGAGAGGCGAGCCUCUGGAUGCAGUGAUGCGGCCGCUGACGUUCAGAAGGGGGAAGAAGGAGGUGGAAGAGAUAUGGGGGGUUGCACAGGGCCAGGAGUACCAGGAGGGGAGGAUGCCGUCGCGGCUCAGACUCCUCAAGACUGUCAUGAGAUUGAGGGGACCCUAUGUGGAGAGCCCUUACCAAUCGGUAGCUUUCAGGAAAGUGGAGUUGGAAGAGCCACAAAAGGCAGUGAAACUGGACGAACGGGUGACUGAGACGAUGAAGGAGGAGGGCGCAACGACGCUGGAGCCAGAGAAGAACGUUGAGCAAGGUGUUCCAGCCCGAGCGCUAUUCCAGCCGACACCCUCGCUAAGGUUCUGGCUGAUGAUGAACGCCAAGGGGUAAUGGCCCUUCACAUGGGUAUUCAAUGUGUGUAUCUUUGUAUCGGAACUUGUAUUCAUAGAAAAUCGGCGCAGUGUGGAUCUUGGGGCCGAUGAAAUAAAAGGAUACCACGGGUGUUUCUGCAUGAU
Molecule: messenger RNA, 2617 nt
Organism: Westerdykella ornata
Lineage: Eukaryota; Fungi; Ascomycota; Dothideomycetes; Pleosporales; Sporormiaceae
Exons: 2
Coding region: 30-2492 (820 amino acids)
Source: RefSeq, a predicted model, not a curated record